Pocillopora damicornis (cauliflower coral) is the source of this 2482-nucleotide messenger RNA. RefSeq names its product zinc finger CCCH domain-containing protein 10. Gene Ontology annotation, molecular function: metal ion binding; RNA binding. Lineage: Eukaryota; Metazoa; Cnidaria; Anthozoa; Scleractinia; Pocilloporidae. The record is from RefSeq and is a predicted model, not a curated record. Gene Ontology annotation, biological process: regulation of RNA splicing.
ACGGUCAUAAAUAGCCGCCAUCUUGGUUAAGCAGGGCGAAGCUUUGUUGAUAUAUCGAGCAACUUCAGCUAAAACUCGCUCUUUACAUUCAGAGCAAGGAUUUCUAAGCUAAAGGCGCCAUAGGAUACCAGGCAAACAUUCCAGUACGCCAGAUUUGCGUGGCGCAGGCAGCAGUGAGUUGUACGCAGAAACCUUGCGACAGGUUAGCAGACACCGUCUUGGCAGCAUUUGCAGCACUAGUCUGCGAUUCCAUUUAAUCUGGUGAGCGCACUUUGACUGUAAGCAUUGAAUUUGAGAGAUAGCAAAGCGCUAUUUUGUAGAUCACAGUCAAACCUAUUUUAAAAGAAAUGUCGCAAGAAUCAGAAAACAAAAAUGACACCAACAAUAACACUACUGGAAGGAGUGAGGAAGGAAGUGGAAAUAUCUGUCGUGAUUAUCAGCGUGGUGUGUGCUCUCGGGGAUCAAAGUGUAAAUUUAAUCACCCAGAUGGUAUGGGAACAGAGGUUACAAACAGCCCAAUGAUAUGCAGAGACUUUCAAAAUGGAAAAUGCAGCCGUUCAACCUGCAAAUAUUUACACCUUUCCAAUAAUGAAGAGAAGAUAUUUCUUCGCACUGGUCAAAUACCUCCAAGGCGAGAUGGUCCCUUCCCAUUUAGAGCAAGAGGAGAACAAACCCGUGCAGGACCAAAUGAUCCUGUCUGCAAAGAUUUUCUGAACAACAAGUGCACAAGAGGGCAAGGCUGUCGUUAUCGUCAUGUUUUUGAAGAGGAAGGAGAAUUUAUGGGCCAUGGUUAUAAUGGUCAUCCCAGUAAACGUCGCCGUGAUUCUUAUGAAGGACACAGCUACUACUACCUCAUGGAUGAAAAUGAAUCACUGCGUCGUCGAAUAUCUGAUCUCCAAAGGCAGGUGGCUGACCUGAAGGCCACCAACGAGGUUCUUUUGGAACAAAAUGCAAAGUAUCGCAAUCAGAUAGGGGAACGCAGUAGCUAUAAUGGUAGUGGAGGUAGCAGCAGUUCAAGGCCAGGUGAAUAUUCAUCAACGUAUGGUUCAAACCAGUCUUACAGCACUUCUUAUCCACCAAGGGAGACCUACUCUUCAAAGGAUGCAUACAGCAGUUAUGCCCCUCCAAAAGAUCCAUACUCUACAACCAGUCAAAGUGGUUCAUCUUACAGUGGAUCAGGAAAUUACACUUCAAACUCUGCCUAUGGUGCUGGUUAUACUAAGUUUGAUUAGAGGGGCGAAUGCUGUUUUUUUUUUUUUUAUCUAUUUCUUGGAACUUUACAUGCCCUAAGCCACAAGUAAUCAACAACAUGAGUUUUAAGCACACUCAGUUUUGCAUCUGAUCAGCAGUUCAUGUCUUAGUUGGUCGGGUGUCUACGUGUGACAAUUUUGAUCAUUUUAAUUUUGUUCCUUGAGAAAACACAUGCAUUUAGAUGAUGUAUGACAGUCACAAGAACUGGACUGUAUCUAGAUAAAACUGGGCAGUUUUUUAUGGCCCAGGAUAAUUGGACUUUUGUUACGAUACUUAGCACUCACUUUUUUUAAACACAAUUGUUGUAGUUGUCUGAGUUGACAUAGCAGGCCUGUUUAUUCUGUGUGUAUUAUUAUCAGCAACUAGUUAUCAUUGGAUAGGUCUUUCCACGUAAAGUGAUGGCUCAUUAGUGACAAGAACAAGUAGUGGUCUUGGAGCCACAAAUAGAGUUUCAUGGAAAGUCUAUUGAAAUUAUUUCAGACAAUAUGGACAAUGAAGGAUUAAAUGAGUAUGCUUAUCUAAAUGAUUGAUCCUUUCUCCUUAACCUUUGACUUUUUUAGUGAUGUUAGAUUUAAUAUUUGACAUCCCAAAUGUGAAUUUAAUGCAAAAACACAAGUUUUUGGUAUAGGAUGUUUGGUUAACUCCCUUUAGUGAUUAACUUAUAACAAGUGAUUAGCAUGUAACUUCUCCCUAUACACUAGUGAACAGGUGAUCAAGAAUACUCAAAUUUGUCACGUAGAAGUCAUUUUCAGGAUCUGACACCAAACUCUUGGAACUAAUUUUUCAAGGAAGUAUGUAGUGACUAGAGGGAAGAAUUUAAGGAUGGAAAUAUUGGUGAUGGAAGUGGAGACACUACUAGUGAGGUAGUGUGGCAUUACCCUCCAAGUUUUUAUGAAUGAAUGAUAUUUGGUGUUAAAAAUUAUCUGAAGGAUUCCUGUCUUUUUAGUUAAUUUUUUAUUCUUUAGCAUAAAAUGUUACUUACACACUUGUUAAUUUAUGGGAGUGUGAGACUCCAUCAGUCAUUGUGUCUUUUUGUCUAUUCUGCUAGUAAACCUUUUGUUGAUUAUUACCCAUAGCUCACUAGUCAAUGGUGGAUGGUUAGUUGAAGUUUAAACCCCAACUGAACAGCUUGUUUGUUUGUUUUUUCAGACUUUGAAAAGAAAUGUUGUCUGGGUAGUUGAAACUUUUUCUUUAAUGUGACCAAAAUCAUGAUUAAUCAAAUGUACUUUGA